Messenger RNA from Eptesicus fuscus (big brown bat), 3433 nucleotides. RefSeq names its product Myb/SANT DNA binding domain containing 2 (gene MSANTD2). Bases 2082 to 3071 code for a protein of 329 amino acids. Lineage: Eukaryota; Metazoa; Chordata; Mammalia; Chiroptera; Vespertilionidae. The transcript has 3 exons. The record is from RefSeq and is a predicted model, not a curated record.
GCCAGGCGGUGGUGGCACGGAUCCCACGUCCAUUUAUGGCCCUGCAGGGUGAGAGGGACACGGCCGGGACUCUCCAUGUACGGUCCUCGAGGAGUCCGAAAGCGUGGUUGGGGUGUUCUUGGAGGCAGCAGCUAGACAUUGUGAGAUAAAAAUAAAUUGGCAGGAGAUGUUUGCGAUUCCAGUUCCAGUGUCUGCCAGGAGGGCAGAGAGCACGGGGGAGAGAGCAGAGAGUCCACGGAGCGCUGGGCGGCAUCUGUCUCCUUCCCCCGAAGGGCUGCCCGUGACACUCCCCCAGCUCGCUUGUGCUCUUAGAGAGUUUGAGCUGCGUCCUUGUGACCAUCCCUUAUGAAGAGAAAGCUCCGUUCUGUGAGGCAUCAGGGGAGGCACCAGAAGAGAUCUUGAGAGAGGGAGAGGGAGGAAGGUGCUCGUGCAGGGGGCAGGCUGGCUGGUUUGGGGACAGGGUGAUGCUGACCACCACUCUGUCUGUGUCUGAGGAAUAUCGUCCUAAGUGUCAUGCUCUUAUUAUUCCUUCUGCCCAUCUGGGUUUCUGGCGUCAAGAGGAGAUCUGCAAAGUAUCUUACAGAGUGUCUUGUGGCUUGUCAGCUGCGAUUUAGAGACACUGAACUUUCAUGGAGGUUCUGUCAAGGUUUCUGAGUUGUUUUAGUUUGGUGAGAACAGGUGAUGUGUUGGCUUAUGGGACGUCAUCUCACAUUAAGGAGACAUUUAUGGCCUGGCAAGUGCACGUACGGAAGUCUGAGGUGAACUGCUUUUGCGCAGGCGUGUUAGAAAGUAUUUGGGAGCCACCAGAGGAAAAGGGUCUUGUCUCAAGGAAACUCCCAGAGUGAAACCCAGUCCAGUAGAAGGAACAUGGAGGCAGAGAUGGGAUAGAGACUGAGAACAACUAAACCAAAUUUGGAAGCUGGGACCAAGUCUUUGAUUUAGCUUUUGCAAUAUCGUUCAACCAAGGAAACUGAGCUAAUAAUACGAACUAUGCCUUAGAAGACCCUGAAGAAAAUGGAAGGGUUGUAUAAGAUAAUAAAGUCAUCCAGGUUUUAUAUGUGGACUUGCAGAAUGGUAUUUAUAUGCUGUGCGUUAAAAGGCAGAAAGAUAAAUGAAAUAACACCCCUCUACCUCACUUUCCCCCCAAAAAGGAAAUUAGCGGCUUCAUUUGUUGGUUUGUUUGGCUGGCAGUUUGAGUUGAUGGAAUAGACUAGUCUUACUGGCUGAUUUUUAGAUGUAGGUAUAUUGUUUCUUGAUAGUGGAUGUUUGAGACUGGGAAUCGGUAGCAUUAUUGAUUUGACCUCUCUUAAAUUUUAGCAACUUCCCCAAAGACAGAGUGAGUUAGUGAGGAAUGUGGACUAUCUGAGUAAUAUGGUUCCCUAGUCGAUUCAUUUAGGGAAUUGUUUGUACCCUGUAUUCCUUCUUAAGAGUAAGGAAGGUAAUAUUCUUUGCUUCAGGGAACUCUCCUUUCUGUCCUCCCUCCCUCACUUUUUCCCAAUUCUGGCCCCAAAGCAGCUCUAUCUCUUCUGUGGCAGGUGUGCAUCCUAUUGGCUGGCUGGUAUUUCUUGUUUUCUUUUUUUUUUUUUUCUUUUUCUUAUUCUUUUUAAGUGGGGGAGGGGGUAUAAAAAUAUGUGUAUGGGGUACAUGCAAUAAUGUUGUAAUGAUUUUUGUUUAAUGGAUAAUUAAUUGCAAAGUAAUUGUUUGAAUGAUAACAUGUUUGAGUAAAUGCUAAAUUAGUAUUUUUUUUUCUAAUAUAAUAAUGAAUUUGAAAUCUAGCAUUCCUGUAACAAUGUGUCUCUGUUUGUCUGUCUGUGUCUGUCUAAUAGUAAUUAAUAUCUGUGGUCCGUGCCUGGAAGAGGAAGGACAGCUUUAAAGGAAUAACAAAAGACUUUGUGUCUUAGACCCUUCGCAGGUGUUACAGUCGGGUGAAAGAACAUGGUGUUGGGAAAAGAAAGAGCAGUUACACAUUUGAACAGUUGGAACAGGUGUUUGGUCAGGGAGGAUGGGAUGCUCAGCCCUGCCAGCCUGUACUUAUUAACAGUAGUGGCUUGUACCAGGAGCUGGAGUCAGAUGGCAGCACUAUGGAGGAGUAUUCACAGGAGGACUGGGGAAACCACAGUCAGGAUCUCCAUGGCUACCCAACAGAUCAGGAAUUGGAUGAAAUACCUGUCACAAAGAGAACAUUAAAAAUUAAACAAGAGUCUUCUGAAGAAGCACAGAAGAGAGACAUCAUGCAGAAUAUCGUCCAGAUUUUGGAAUCAGUGCAGUUGAAAUGGGAACUGUUUCAGAGCUGGACGGACUUUUCAAGGCUUCAUCUUUCUAAUAAACUGGCCAUCUUCGGGAUCGGUUACAACACCCGUUGGAAAGAGGAUAUCCGCUACCAUUAUGCUGAGAUCAGCUCCCAGGUGCCCCUUGGCAAACGACUCCGGGAGUACUUCAACUCCGAGAAGCCCGAGGGGCGGAUCAUCAUGACCCGCGUGCAGAAAAUGAACUGGAAGAACGUUUACUACAAAUUCCUGGAGAUCACCAUUAGUGAGGCCCGGUGCCUGGAGCUGCACAUGGAAAUUGACUGGAUCCCCAUUGCCCACUCCAAACCAACUGGUGGCAACGUCGUUCAGUAUUUAUUGCCAGGAGGCAUUCCCAAGAGCCCAGGCCUGUAUGCCAUCGGCUACGAAGAAUGUCUGAAGAGGCCCUCCUCCCCCCACAUGGAGCCGAGUUCCCUGGACCCAGGAAAGGAGGGCAGGGUUGACCUGGAAACCCUUUCCGCACCAGCCUCGUUGCAGGUAGAAAUAGAACCCACGCGGAUCACCUAUUGCUACCUCGGGAUCGCUGAGGUCAGGACUCUGCAGCAGUGCUUGUUUUUACACUUCCAAGCCAAUACCAAAACCUUCAGCAAGGACUGGGUUGGUAUUAAUGGGUUUUUGUCUCAGAACUGCAUUGUGGAUCCCGGAGUCUCCCCCAAAUCCAUCUACAUCAAGUUUGUGGAAGUAGAGAGGGAUUUCCUUUCCGCUGGCUCUUUAGUCGAGUGCCUGGAAAAAGCCAUCGGGUACCGCUUAAAAUUUAACAACUGAAUGUCAUCCUUCAUAAGGAUUUGGGCUCUUACCUCCCUCUUCUCACUCCCCGCGACCUGACCCAGACAGACUGUCCCUCAUCCAGAUGCUGCCAUCAGACUCUCCAUGGAAACUCUUUCCACCACUGGGCCAGUACAACCCUUAAAGGAUCACACUAGACUCUGAGCAAACAACACAGACCUCACCUAAAAACGCUCACUUUGAGCAAAUGAGAUUUACAGCGAACUUGCAUGGUGGGUCGACUGUUUUUUAAAAACAAAACAUUUUUAAAUGGGUAUUAGAGCCCUAAUAUAAACAAACAUAGGUACAUUCCAUAUUGGACAAAACUUAUACUUUGAGUUUCAUAUAAAAUGGAAAAUUUG